Messenger RNA from Acanthosepion pharaonis, 831 nucleotides. The record is from the annotation of a GenBank genome assembly. Lineage: Eukaryota; Metazoa; Mollusca; Cephalopoda; Sepiida; Sepiidae.
AUGUUAAAUGAUAAGACAUUCCCUACCUCUUUAUCUCUGUGCCUCUCUUCAGCUGACUCUCUCAGUUUUCUCUAUCACCCUGCCUCUCGCUAUCUCCUUCUCUCUUUCUUUCUCUCUUUCCCCCACAUCCUCUUUCUCUGUUUUUCUCAUUUUCUCUCCAUUUCUUUCUGUUUCUUCUCUUCUAUCUUUUUCUUUUUCUCUCCCUCUCGUUCUUGUUCGCCUCCCUUCCUUCUUUGUCUCUCUCCCAUUUAUUACCUUCCUCCAUCUAUUCUCUUUCUUUCAUUCCCUCCCACUUCCACUAAUAUCCAUUUUCUCCCUUUCUCGCGUUUUCUCUCUUUUUCGCCUUCUUAUAUUUCCAAUGUCUUUCUCUUUCUUCUUUCCUUAAUUUUUUUGUCUCUCUCGAUAUUUUCAUGUCUCCUUUUCUCUUUCUUUUUCACUAUCUGUCUUUUUCCCCAUUAUUCCCUUCUCCCCCCUCUCUCUGUCCUUUUGUCUCUCCCCACAUCCCAUUUCUUCCUUUUUCCUCGUUCUCUCCUUCCUCCUAUCUUUCCCUUUCUUUCUCUUUACUUCUAUGUUCUUGUCUUUCAUUCUAGUUCUCUCUCAUCUUCUAACUCUCCUUCUCUUUCACAGUCUUUCCACUCCAUUCCCUUCCCUCUCUUUCUCCAUCUCUAUCGUUCUACGCCUCGCUUUUUUAUUUUACUCUCUCUGUCUUUCUGCUCUUUCUUUCCUUCACUCUCUUUAUCCCACACUUCUUUUUCUCCAUCUCUUCCAUUUCUCUCAUUUUGUCCGUGUGUCAUAGGAAAUUCAAUGGGUUGUGUUAUCCAGCAGCUUUGA